AUGUCGGCGAAGCUUUUGUAUAACUUGUCAGAUGAGAAUCCAAAUCUGAACAAACAGUUCGGAUGUAUGAAUGGGAUCUUUCAGGUGUUUUACCGGCAGCAUUAUCCGGCGAGACGUGUUUCCGUUGGCGGAGAUGAGCUUAAGUCUCUGCCUUCAGGCAAAACAAGUGACAAUGUCGGUGUUACCAACGUUUCAACGGACAACAAGGAGACGGAGAAGAGUAAGAAGAAGAAGAAGGCUGCAAAGGAGAAACACUCAUCAGAAUCUUCCUCGAGACUGUCCUUUUCUUCUUCACCAUGCUCCUCUAGCUUCUCCUCUGCAGAUAUCAGUACCACGACUUCUCAGUUUGAACAACCCGGUUUGGUUCAAACGAGUAAUGGUGAGACUCCUGCAAGAGAACAGACGACCAACGGGUCGUCGCCGAGGUGGGGCGGUUUAAUGAUGUCGAGUGAUUUAAGGGAGCUUGUGAGAAGCUCUAUUCAUAAAGAGACAAGAGCCAGAGAUGAACAAGAAGUCUUGUCUCAGCAACCUAAAUCAGCCAGAGCUAACGUCUCUCUUCUCAAAGAACCAUCACCAUGGAGUGAAGGAAGGAGAGUAGUGAAGCUGAAAGACAGUCCUCGUUUCUCUUACGAUGAGAGGGAGACGAGAAAGACAGGCGCCAAGUUCAAAGAGACACCAAGGUUGUCAUUAGACAGCAGAUCGAAUUCCUUUAAGAGCGCAAAGUCUAGUUGCUCGCCAGAGCCGCAAGACCACCUUGUAGCGGGUCACAGAAGAACAACGUCGAGUGUUAUUGCUAAGCUGAUGGGUCUUGAUGUCAUUCCAGACGAGCCUGUUACUGAUCAGAGCAGAGAGAACCACUUCUGCGAUUCUCCCAGGCCACCUUCCCGAGUGGAAGCAGCAAGAAGUUCUGAUUCAGUCAAGAAGAUGAUGCCUGCCAAGUUUCCUAUGAAGACAGCUCCAUGGACGCAAGUGGAUGGUGCUAGGAACCAAGUCAAAGCAGCUGACGCUGCAGCAACGCUGACGGUUUACGGUGAGAUACAGAAGAGGCUCUCGCAGCUUGAGUUCAAAAAGUCCGAGAAAGAUCUCAGAGCUCUACAGCAGAUACUCGAAGCGAUGGAGAAGACGCAGCAGUUAAUGAGCAAAGAUGAUGACAACAGUUCCCUGAGCUCAACCAGUUUUAUGCAGCCAAGUCCAUCGCCCAAGAGUAUCAGAUCUUCCUCUAUUGUGGUUAUGAAAGCAGCAUCGGCUCCAGUGUUCAAAGAGACGGGCAAUUCUAGCUCCACCACUUCCUCGCCGCUGCGGAGUGUUGCUUUACCAAAUGUCAAGGUUUCAAACCUGAGGCAGAACCAGAAAGUUACUCCGAGGAAGCAGAGCGCCAUGGAUGUGACCCCAAGGCCAGGCUUUUACAAGGGCCAGACGGAUUCUGCAACAAGAAACACUAGCACCAGAUCAUUACAGUCGAAGAUCGAGAUGGCCAAGUCAGGGAAGGGCCAGAAGCCUAGUGUCAGCCCAAGAACACAGCCAAAGAAGCUUGGGUUCGAGAAGCAGUCUAGACCAACGUCUCCAAAACCAGAACCGAACAAGAUCCAAAGACAACAGCUUAGCAGGCAACAGACAACAGAAUCAUCAUCCUCCCCCAGAAGAAAACCAGGGAUGAAAUCUCGCGGCAUGCAGCAGUCUGAAGACCGUUUAAGUGAUGAGAGCAGUGACUUGAGAAGUCUAAGAUCUGACAGCAACUUAAGCUCGGCCUCUAUCCUUGACAUUGAGGUUACAAGCAGAUAUAAAUGUGACUUAACGGAGCAGCACACACCAAAACAAAGGAGUCCAGAACUUGGAAUGAGGCCACUGCCAAAACCUCUGAAAAUUACGGUGGAGCAGCCUAGUCCAGUUUCAAUUCUUGAUGUAGCCUUCGACGACGAUGAGUCACCAUCCCCUGUAAGGAAGAUAUCCAUUGUCUUUAAAGACGACGAUCAUAUACGUUCUGAAGAGUCUCUGUGGGUGAACAAGCACAACAACUUAUGUAGAUCUAUUGUGUGGCCUGAGAGUAACACGAGUCUAAAUCAGCCUGAUGCUGAACUUACUGAGAGUUUGAUGGAAGAAGGUGCAGAACUAAGAAAUGGUGACCACAAGUACAUCUCAGAGAUACUGUUUGCAUCAGGGCUUCUUAAAGAUAUCGACUACAACAUGCUAAGCAUCCAGCUGCACCAAGCACACCUACCAAUCAAUCCGAGCCUUUUCUUUGUCCUGGAACAGAACAAGAAAGGCAGUGCUACACAUGACAACAAACACAGAGGCAGAGGAUUCGGACAACAACAGGCGGCGAACCUGAUAGAGAGAAGCAGGAGGAAGCUCGUGUUUGACACCGUCAACGAGAUCUUAGCUCGUAAAUUCGCAGCAGAAGGGUGCACAAAACAGCCAUACAUAACAUCAUCCAUCAGCUCGCUAAUGACAACAGACAAAAGUUCAAGAGGGAAAGAACUUCUGGAAUCUCUGUGUUCAGAGAUUGAUCGAUUACAAGAUAACUCAAACUGUAUCUUGGAUGAGGAUGAUGAAGACCUCAUUUGGGAGGACCUGCAAAGCCAAGGCAUGAACUGGAAGGAGAUUGAAGGAGAGACACCUGGGUUAGUGUUAGACAUAGAGAGACUAAUCUUCAAGGACUUGAUAAGUGAAGUCGUGACAAGUGAGGUUGCAGCUUUUCCAGGAAUGCUCAGUGGGCAACCCAGGCAGCUUUUCCAUUGCUAAUAUGCCUACGUAUAACUGUAAGAAGGAUCUAAAUCAUCAAUUUAAAGUGUAGAAAACAUGUGAUUUGUUGGUUCUUUGAACCCUUUCCUAAUUUUUUUUAUGUAAAGACUCAACUUAAGAUAAAGGUACAUGAUGUGUGAUCCAUUUAGCAAAGUGAAGAUCAAACACAACUUUUCUGAA
This is a messenger RNA of Raphanus sativus (radish), 2922 nucleotides long. Its product is annotated as protein LONGIFOLIA 1. NCBI's taxonomy places the organism in Eukaryota, Viridiplantae, Streptophyta, Magnoliopsida, Brassicales, Brassicaceae. Bases 1 to 2742 code for a protein of 913 amino acids. The transcript has 5 exons. The record is from RefSeq and is a predicted model, not a curated record. Gene Ontology annotation, biological process: regulation of monopolar cell growth.